Messenger RNA from Drosophila hydei, 1521 nucleotides. Its product is annotated as lysosomal thioesterase PPT2 homolog. NCBI's taxonomy places the organism in Eukaryota, Metazoa, Arthropoda, Insecta, Diptera, Drosophilidae. The record is from RefSeq and is a predicted model, not a curated record. The annotation marks the transcript as partial. Gene Ontology annotation, cellular component: lysosome. Gene Ontology annotation, molecular function: thiolester hydrolase activity. The transcript is spliced from 3 exons.
GAGCGCAGCAAUGACAUACUUAAUGUGUCCACCGUCCAAGCUGGACAAUAUGGAACUAGUUUCUUGCACUUAAUUUUCCCGGAUCUUGCGGCAAAGACUGCAUUUGAACUAUUUUACUCUCGCGUGGGUCAACACACGUCUGUGGGUGGGUACUGGAACGAUCCGCACAAACAAGCCCUAUAUAUGAAAUAUAGCGAAUUCUUACCAUUGAUAAACAAUGAGAAGCUUAGCUCCAAUUCAACAUCGUUCAAAAUGGGAAUGGUUCGGCUGAAUAAGCUUGUACUAAUUGGAGGACCCAAUGAUGGUGUUAUUACACCAUGGCAAUCUAGUCAUUUUAGUUACUUUAAUGAAUCAUUGGAUGUGGUUCCAUUUUACAAACGGGAAAUCUACAUGAAUGACUCAAUCGGACUGAAAACUUUGCUGGAAGCUGAAAAACUAAUAAUCAUUGUAAAGCCAUUCGUACACCAUCUUUCAUGGCAUUCGAACAAGCGAGUUAUCAAUCAAGUCAUAAUGCCAUAUUUGGAUUGAACAAAUUCAUCAUUUAGUGAGUAGAAGCAGGCUGUGAUUCGAACGGAAUGGAACAGAAUGGGUAAACAUAUAAUUUUGAACUGAUUUGCAUAAGGGUAAUCGAAAAUAUACAGGAGUAUAUGUCACUCAAGCUAUAUACUAUUUAAUAAUAGGGAUUUUUAUUUUUAUAGAAGAGGAAAUAAGGCUAUUCUCAAGGGAUGUAACAAUACAAAGUAAAUAAUCUACUUUUAAUAUAGUUCAAUUGUUCGGUCGAAAUACUAUUUUUAUUUUAAUUUUAAUUUUAAGUUUUUGUGAAAUAAAAUAGGAAAACACAAUAGUCCUUAUCUCCUAUAAUUGGUUCUCUCGGGUUGUCUGCAUGAGUAUACAUCUAUGUAUUCCAAAUCUCUACUCUUUAGCUCCUUAAAUAAAAAGGCUUUUCAGUUAUAGUACACAUUGUAAUGACCGAUUCGUCACAUUCCUUGAGGGCGUAUCGUAUUCCUUACACGUUAGGGCGGACAGACAGAAAAACGGACAUUGCACAAAACCAAAAUACUCUUUCACUUCAUGAACGCAGAGAAAAUGUAUGAAAAUAUAUAUUACUAUGAAAAUGAAAACAUACUAAACACUAAAGACAUAUUGCCUAUACCAUGAUUUAUGGAGAUUGUGCUUCAAUGAAAGAUCUCGCAUAUUAGAAUUACUUAUAUCCUUCCUUAAAACGAGCGAACUUUAAUAAAAACUAUGAAAAAAUCAAUAAAAACAUCAAUAAAAUCGAUAAAUUGUUGAAUAAAAGAUCGAGUAUAGUUUUAGCGAACGUGUCGGAGGCAGAUGCGACUAAAAAGGAUAUAGGCAAUAGUAUCCGCUUAUUGGUAGCCACAGACACUCAUGUAGGAUACGCUGAGAAGGACGCGGUACGUAGCAAAGACAGUUCUUCGACAUAUUGGAAAUGGGCUUGGAUUUCAAUAUGAAUAAUUCGUUAAAGUGAGUAGAUCCCUUACAAUAAAUCUACAAUAAGUU